Gadus chalcogrammus (walleye pollock) is the source of this 2395-nucleotide messenger RNA. Its product is annotated as E3 ubiquitin-protein ligase TRIM39-like. The record is from RefSeq and is a predicted model, not a curated record. The transcript is spliced from 2 exons. Lineage: Eukaryota; Metazoa; Chordata; Actinopteri; Gadiformes; Gadidae. Gene Ontology annotation, molecular function: zinc ion binding. The coding region runs from base 129 to 1493 and encodes 454 amino acids.
CGUCAUGUUCAAGAAACGAAACUUAAGGAUCAUAGAAACCAAAGCCAUCCAACGCGGAAGCAGUUCUCUCUUUCAGGAGGAAAGAAGCAUUUUGGAAAACAUCGUCUGACACAGAAACCACAACAAGGAUGGCCUCUGCUAACACUUCCUGGUCUGAAGAGAACUUUUCCUGUCCCAUCUGUCUGGAUGUGUUCAGCAGCCCAGUUUCCACACCGUGUGGACACAACUUCUGCAGAACCUGCAUUAAUAAAUUCUGGGAUGAACAAGUCCAGUGCAAAUGUCCUAUUUGUAACAAGAUUUUCGACACUAGACCUGAUCCACAGGUCAAUAUCUUUGUAUCAGAGAUGGCUGAUCUGUUUAGAACGACCGUACGAGUAAAGGAGCAGCCUUGUUUUGAACCAGGAGAAGUUCCCUGUGACGUCUGCACUGGGACCCAGCUGAAGGCUGUGAAGUCCUGCCUAAUGUGUUUUAUGUCUUACUGCCAAACCCACCUGGAUCCACAUCAGAGAGUCGCAGGCCUGAAAAAACAUCGGCUGGUCGAGCCUAUGGACCGUCUGGAAGACAGGAUGUGUAAGAAACACGACCGACUUCUGGAGCUCUUCUGCCAGACUGAACAGGAGUGUGUGUGUCAGUUCUGCACAGAGGGUGACCACAGGUCCCAUCCUGUUGUACCUCUAAAGGAGGAAUAUGAAGUGAAGACGGCCCUGCUGGGGAAGAUAGAGGCUGAAGUUCAGCAGAUGAUCCAGGAGAGAAAACUAAAGAUUAAGGAGAUCAAAGACACAGUAGAAUUUAACAACAAAAUCGCAGACGGAGUGAUAGCCGAUGGUGGGCAGGUCUUCACUGCUUUGAUGCGUCGCGUUGAAAAGUGCAGAGAUGAUUUCAACCAAACAGUUAAAGAGAGACUGAAAACCACAGAGAAACAAGCUGAAGACCUCAUCAAAGAGCUGGAGCAGGAAAUAGAAGAUCUGACCAAUAGAAGCUCAGAGGUGAAGCCACUCUCACACACUGAAGACCACCUCCACUUCCUCCAGGCCUUCAGAUCCCUGAAGGAUCCUCCACCCACCAGGGACUGGACCACGGUGGAGGUCCGUCCUCCUUCAUACGUAGGGACCUUGAGGAGAUCCCUGGAUCAGCUGGAGGAGACGCUGAACAUGGAGAUGAAGAAGCUGCGUGAUGCUGAACUGAAGAGGGUCCAGCAGUAUGAAGUGGAUGUGACUCUGGAUCCUGAUACAGCUCAUCACAGACUCAUCCUGUCUGAGGAUGGGAAACAAGUACAUGAUGGAGAUGAAGAGGAGGAACUCCCAGACAACCCUAAGAGAUUUACAGGGUAUAGAUGUGUUCUCACGAGGCAGAGCUUCUCCUCAGGGAGAUUUUACUUUGAGGUGCAGGUUAAAGACAACACUGAAUGGGGUUUAGGAGUGGCCAGAGAGUCCAUCGACAGAAGAAGUUGGAUAGGGUGGACCCCUAAGACGGGUUACUGGACUCUUUACUAAAACAAGGAUGGGUUAGUAUUUAGAGAUGACCCUUCUGUCCGUCUCCCUCUGAGAGCUGGGCACCAGAAGGUGGGGGUGUUUGUUGAUUAUGAUGAGGGUCUGGUCUCCUUCUAUGAUGUGGAAGCCAGGGUUCAUAUCUACUCUGCUACGGGCUGCGCCUUCACUGAGCCUCUCUAUCCAUUCCUCUGCCCAGGCCGCCAUGAUUAUGGAGGUAACAACUCUGCCCCCCUGAUCAUCUCACCUGUCAAUCAAACAGACUAGGACUUUUGUUUGAUAAUAAAAUAAACAAACAACCAAAAUAACUAAUAUUGUUUCCUGAAUGGGAAUCUCUACCAUGGGAGAUCUGAGAGAACUGCAUUCAUAUCGUACUAUUCACUGUUAAUUAACAAAAGGUAACAAAAUGCAACUUACACUGUGUACUAUAAAAAAACAUGAAUCAUUAUAACUGAUUAGACUACUCUUUAAUGUUCAAUGACUUCUUUCUGAUCGUUUCAAAAGUUCAAAGUGUAAAAUGUUAUUUUUAUUAUUAUUAUUAUUUUGAUAGGGUUAUGGUUAAGGGUUAACCCUAACAAUUAGUGACAAGAAAGACAAGUCCUCUUGGAGGGUGACCGUGAGAUAGUCUCCCAUUACCACUACGGUGCGUUUUAAAUACUGUAGUUGUGCUCGGUGAGAAAUAAAAUAAUUAUAACUUUUUGGUGAAUCGAAAAGCGCCUUAAACUGUGUACAUAACCAUGUUGGCCCUUUAAUGUUCUCAUUCGCGUCUGGGUUAAGGAGCGACAACAACACACUACGACGUCCCUAAUAUUCUUCUUAGUUUACAUGUGAACAUCUGUACCGAAUACAAUACUAAACAAUUCAAAAACAAUAAACUACGAAAUGACAAAGUCUUACCGUCUCUGAUG